Cuscuta europaea is the source of this 1249-nucleotide messenger RNA. The record is from the annotation of a GenBank genome assembly. Lineage: Eukaryota; Viridiplantae; Streptophyta; Magnoliopsida; Solanales; Convolvulaceae.
AAAAGGGAGUAUUGUUUUUGGAAUUGGAAACUACAAAGGCAAAUCGCUUGCCAAAGUCUCAGCUGCAAACGUGAGAUUUGGGAUACUAGGAGAAAACAGAAGAACUUCUGGAACGCCAAGAACUGCCGCUCCAUCUCUCUAGGGUUCAGUAAUGGCCGGGCAAAACCAGCGCUUAAAUGUGGUCCCUACUGUGACAGUGCUUGGCGUAGUCAAAGCUCGCCUUGUUGGGGCCACGAGAGGCCAUGCUUUGCUCAAGAAAAAAAGUGACGCUCUAACUGUGAAGUUUAGACAGAUCCUAAAGAAAAUCGUUUCCACUAAAGAAUCGAUGGGAGAGAUCAUGAAAACUUCUGCCUUUGCUCUAACAGAGGCCAAAUACUCAGCCGGCAACAACAUUAAACACACUGUUCUUGAAAAUGUGGGGACUGCAACUCUCAAGGUGCGUUCCCGUCAAGAAAACAUAGCUGGUGUCAAGCUCCCUAAGUUUGAGCAUUUCUCUGAAGCAGGAGAGACAAAGAAUGACUUGACAGGGUUAGCCAGGGGCGGGCAACAGGUCCAAGCCUGCCGUGUUGCCUAUGUCAAAGCAAUCGAGUUGCUUGUUGAGCUGGCAUCCUUGCAAACAUCGUUUCUCACACUUGAUGAGGCAAUCAAGACCACAAACCGGAGGGUUAAUGCGCUUGAGAACGUUGUCAAGCCGAGGCUGGAGAACACAGUUAACUACAUCAAGGGAGAGCUUGAUGAGUUGGAAAGAGAGGACUUCUUUAGGUUGAAGAAGAUACAAGGGUUCAAGAAGAGAGAGAUUGAGAAACAGAUGGCUGCCGCUAGAGAGUUUGCUGGGGAGAAGGCCGCUGAGGAUUUGUCUUUGAGAAAAGGCGUUUCGCUUGGUGCUGCACAUAACUUGCUUUUGACCCCACAGCAUGAUGAGGAUAUCAUUUUCUGAGAUGGAUGGAUGGUAUAUAUACAGAGACAUUGUUGAUGGACAAAUCUCAUCUGCUGAAUAAGACAGACCUAUCUGCAGGCCCGCUUUUAUUCUUUGAACCAUUUGGAUGCAACUUCAAAUGUUUAUUACUUUGUGAAUUUGAAUGUUGUUGUUGUUGUUGAAUGACAGACAACUUUGAUUUCUGCAGUAUGGAUGAGUUACUUUAUACUCUUGAUUAAUAUGAAUGUAUCUUGUGCAUUUUGUUUCUUUUCCCAGCAGUUCAACUGAUGUGAGCUUAAUACUAUAUAUAUGUACAUAAUAAUGCGAAAACUU